Aspergillus versicolor CBS 583.65 is the source of this 1785-nucleotide messenger RNA. RefSeq names its product putative MFS transporter. Bases 130 to 1500 code for a protein of 456 amino acids. Gene Ontology annotation, molecular function: transmembrane transporter activity. Gene Ontology annotation, biological process: transmembrane transport. NCBI's taxonomy places the organism in Eukaryota, Fungi, Ascomycota, Eurotiomycetes, Eurotiales, Aspergillaceae. The record is from RefSeq and is a predicted model, not a curated record. The transcript is spliced from 2 exons.
CUGAGUCACUACAGUAGCAAGAGAGGUGGAUUCAAUUCAAUUAAUGGCUAUCCUCCGCAAUUGCGUGAUAGCUUCAAUUUCUCAUCAAACCCCUCCAACUGUGAAGUUGGACCCUGACCCACCGACAACAUGAGCUUAAGCCAACCCGAGAAGAAUGGGGACGUCGAAGAGCCAAGAGCCGAGUAUCCAGUCGAUGAGUUUGACCGGUUCUCAGGUCGAAGAAAGCUGGUCAUGGUCGCGGUCAUCGCGUGGACUGGCCUCCUCUCCCCAAUUUCAAGCACCUCCGUGCUAUCAGCUAUUCCCAAUGUUGCUUCGACGUACAAUACAUCCGGCUCCGUGAUCGGUCUGAGUAAUGCCUUGUAUCUGGUCUUUAUGGCUCUGAGUCCUUGCUUCUGGGGUCCCUGGUGCCAGACAAUUGGCAGGCGCAUGUCUUGUCUGGCGAGUACAUUGACCUUCUUGGGCGCAUCGAUCGGAACAGCGCUAAGUCCAAAUAUCGCCUCGUUCAUGAUUUUUCGCAUGCUCACUGCGUUCGUGGGUACGGCUAUCCUGGUUAUAGGACCAGCUAUCAUUCGCGACCUGUACCGGCCGCUCGACCGAGCAACCGGCCUCGCCUGGUUUUAUACUGGUACACUGGUUGGUCCAACAAUCGGCCCAUUACUGGCUGGUGCGAUUGUCACGUAUACCACCUGGCGUGUUAUAUUCUGGAUGCAGACUGGACUCGCUGGGAUAGCUCUUCUGGCAUCCUUCUUUCUACUGCCCGAGACACUGGCGGAGAAUGCACCCCGUCCUCUGAAAGGGUUAACCAGGGGCCAGAAGGUUAUCAAGUUCUAUACAAUGACAAAUCCCUUGCGGGUUAUUACCCCGUUCAAACACCCUAGCUUGGUGGUCACGGCGAUUGCCAGUGGUUCUCUUGUUUGGAACCAAUACGGCCUCCUGACGCCCAUCCGCUAUGUAUUGAACCCGAGGUUCCAUCUCGAAACACCACUCCAAUCCGGUUUGCUGUAUCUAGCCCCAGGCAUAGGAUACAUACUCGGCACAUUCGGCGGCGGCCGGUGGGCUGACUACAUUGCAAGAAAAUGGUACGAGCGCAGGGGGAAAGUAUUCGUACCAGAAGACCGUUUAUACGCCGCCGUUCCAUUCCUGGGGAUAGUGAUCCCGGCCUGUAUGCUCAUCUACGGAUGGUCCGUCGACAAGGCCUUUGGCGGGCUCCCCGUGCCGAUUAUAUUUAUGUUCCUGCAGGGCGUUGCGCAGCUUUUCUGCUACCCAAGCCUGAACACGUAUUGUCUCGAUGUGGUGCCGGAUAGGAGUGCAGAGCUUAUUGCAGGGAACUUCUUCAUUCGGUAUAUAUUCGGUGCUGUUGCUUCGGCGGUUGCGAUUCCGGCUUCGGAGUCCAUUGGCGUCGGAUGGUUUAGCACGAUAUCUGCCCUGCUCCUGGCUGUGGGAGGUGCUGGCAUUUUUGCGGCUGCUCGUUGGGGACAUAUCAAGCUUGGACCGGCAUAGCAUCUUCCCGAAUUACAUUUAGGAAAUACGAAACCGGCAGACUCUACCCCCGGCUCAGAGACCCGGUACCCAUCCGGAGUGUGAAACUGGAGACCCAGAAGAAACGGAUAUAACAACUCCUUGGCUCAAUCCCUCCGGCAGGCUACAAAAUUGCAAGGCUGGGUAGGCUCGUCCAUGACGUCCGCCGCAGUUAUGGGUGGCCUAAUAUUAGUUUUAAAUAGAUUCUCAUGCAUUACGAUAGAACAUACAUAAUAUUCAGAUAUCCAGCUCAAUAUGACGAGAUGC